This is a messenger RNA of Galleria mellonella (greater wax moth), 714 nucleotides long. It is a transcript of the gene mRpL30, whose product is annotated as 39S ribosomal protein L30, mitochondrial. The record is from RefSeq and is a predicted model, not a curated record. The transcript is spliced from 3 exons. Gene Ontology annotation, cellular component: mitochondrion; large ribosomal subunit. NCBI's taxonomy places the organism in Eukaryota, Metazoa, Arthropoda, Insecta, Lepidoptera, Pyralidae. Gene Ontology annotation, biological process: translation. Gene Ontology annotation, molecular function: structural constituent of ribosome. Bases 126 to 665 code for a protein of 179 amino acids.
UCUGGCAACCCUGCUUAUUCCCGUCUUCAGGCGAUAUUAGAUAAAUGUUUUUGAUUUAUUUGAAUAUAAACAUUAUUUAUUUUCUAUCAUAAUCACCAAUACAAGAUUUGCUUUUAUUUUUAAAAAUGAAUAAACAAUUACUGCAGACUUUUAAUCCAUUACUCUCAUAUUGUCGUUUUAAAGGUUACAAAGCCCCUGGUGGGAUCCGAUAUCCUGGUGGUAUAGUUUAUUAUCCCAGGAAUCCAGAAACUUACAAGGAUCCUGAAAUUACUCCAUCAAAGUUAUUCAGAGUUGAAAGAAUUAAGUCUGCAAAAAAUUUUCCGCACUGGGACAAGAAGAUCCUGGAAGAACUGAAGAUUCUUGAAGGGACCGGUGUAGCAAUUGUAAAGAAUAUUCCUGAAAAUAAUAUGAGGCUAUGGAAAGUGAAACACCUAAUCAAAGUAACACCUAUUACAUUUCCUUAUGGAGAACCAACUGAAGCAGACAUUAAUUAUACAGUAUUAAAGGAAAAUGGACAAUGUGUUGUUACCAAGAAACUUGAACCACAAAACAGUCAAAUAGAAGCAUUAGAUAAAUUUGAUAAUGAUAUUAGGAAAAUGGACUCCACUACCAUUAAGAGGGACUCCAGGCAAAAAUGGGUAGAUGGAUAUACUGGAGGAUUUUAAUUUAUGUAAAACAAUAAUAGUUGAUAGAAUAAAUUAUGUUUAUUAUUCA